Molecule: messenger RNA, 708 nt
Organism: Prorocentrum cordatum
Lineage: Eukaryota; Dinophyceae; Prorocentrales; Prorocentraceae
Source: the annotation of a GenBank genome assembly
AUGACGGUGCUGCCCGAGCGCACGUUGUUCAUCGUCAGGCAUGGCGUGUGCUCAUCUGCUGGCCGCAUCCUGCUUGGCGGUGACAUCUGGGGUCAGGACAUGCUGAUCUCGAACGAGCACCUGCGCAACAAACAUCGGGUGCGCGCGUUGUCUUAUCUGCACGUGCUGAAGCUGCACAUCACCGACCUGGCCGACAUCGUGCUGGUGUUCCCUGAUGCCCGCCUGCAGUUGAGACGAGCACAGGUGAAGAUCUCCUUCACCCGCGGCUUCAAGAUGGUGUCGAGGGCGGUGCAGAGCCUCGGGGAGGAGGGGCUGCCCUGGUGGGAAAUUCCUCCGGAGUGGCGCCCCCUGCUGUACGCGCAGAUACUGAACGGAUGUUACAAUGCCGGGGACUGGCUGCAGAGGCGCUGGUCGAAUGCCGACACCGCCGAGGCCGAGCACGGCAACGAGCUGCUCAAUGAGAUGUUCGAGCAGGUCUCCGAUACCCAGAAGUCCAUAUCCGAUGGCCUCACUGAUUCGCCCCGACAUGUAGUUUCCAUGUGCAAGAGCAUGUCGUUGAAGGCGGAAGCUCGUAUCUCAGGUGUUGAGUCAUAUGUCGAACGCUUCCAGCGUCUCCCUUCCCAGCGCAACCGCCAGCUCGAAGAGGGCGUCCUACCGCCACCCGCCAGCUCGAAGAUCAGUCCCGAGCUCGAGUGGUCCCAGCCGUAG